Messenger RNA from Adelges cooleyi (spruce gall adelgid), 974 nucleotides. RefSeq lists its product as uncharacterized. The transcript has 4 exons. The coding region runs from base 185 to 724 and encodes 179 amino acids. Lineage: Eukaryota; Metazoa; Arthropoda; Insecta; Hemiptera; Adelgidae. The record is from RefSeq and is a predicted model, not a curated record.
UAUGAAAAAAUAUAUAAUAUAAACAUGUAUACUAAGGUGUAACGAUCAGUCUCACUGCGAGUCUAGUUUAAAAAAAUAUUGUUCAGUUGCACUCUCAGUGAAAUAUCUCCGACUACCUGCUAGUCGACUGUAUAAACAAAGUACAUAAAAGAGUAAUUUUUUUGAAAAUUAUCAAACAAAAAAAAUGGCUACUUCAAUGGAUCGCAUGUGGAUUGCUACUAAAGAUAUAACGUAUGAAAACGCUAAAAAAGACGCAUACUUCGAAUGGGUCGAAGAUUGUGAGAUAUCUUUAAAUAAACUUACAGCGCAAAUUUUCGACGACUUGGGUAUGGACGAUGAAGUGUCUUUAAAUGUCGGUCUCGAAAGAAUCGAUACCUUUCAAGAAUUUAAAAAAAACCAAAUAGCCGCAUUCGCCAAAAAGGUCGUUUCCACAGACUUUGCAAGUGAUAAAGCCAAGCAAGUGGCCGCCGACUGGGCGGAUACAAUGGAACAAAUGUCCUCAAUAAAAUACCACACCAUAGACGGUGCGAGCGCUGCAAAACUUCGAUGGGCUUUCGAAACUCUUCUGAAAUACUUCAUUACGGGCUCGACGUGCUUAGCUAACCAGGACGACAAGGCAGAACACAAAAUAGCCGUUUCGGAAUUCGCUAAAGAUCUGAUGCAAAGUCUACUACAUACUCUCCAGGUCCUUAAAAACGACAUCGAAGCUCUCAAAAAACAGUAAAUUCAAUAUGAAAGCAUUAAUAUUAUAUUACGGAUAAUAUAAUAAAUCAACUAUACAUGGUGCACCACCACAGCGUUCCAACAACAUUUUAUACAUGUCAGAAUUCAGAGUUGAAUGUAUAAUAAAUAUUUUUUGUUGUUAUUUCAAAUAUGUUUUAAUUUUCAAACGAAUAAAAAUGUAUGGAAAUAUUUUAAAGUGACCUGUACUAACUAUUAUGUGAAAUUACAAAUACUGUUUUUGUGUUGUAAAA